Ctenopharyngodon idella (grass carp) is the source of this 8231-nucleotide messenger RNA. It is a transcript of the gene adgrb2, whose product is annotated as adhesion G protein-coupled receptor B2. The coding region runs from base 628 to 5403 and encodes 1591 amino acids. The record is from RefSeq and is a predicted model, not a curated record. Gene Ontology annotation, molecular function: G protein-coupled receptor activity. The transcript is spliced from 33 exons. Gene Ontology annotation, biological process: cell surface receptor signaling pathway; adenylate cyclase-activating G protein-coupled receptor signaling pathway; peripheral nervous system development. NCBI's taxonomy places the organism in Eukaryota, Metazoa, Chordata, Actinopteri, Cypriniformes, Xenocyprididae. Gene Ontology annotation, cellular component: plasma membrane.
CUACAGUGAAUGCGGGCAUCCAGACGCCUGACUGAGUGCGGCGGUUCUUUUCCGAUAGCUCGGAUGCCAGUGCAUAGAGAGCGUUCUGCCGAAGCCGAAAGGGAGAAGGCAAAUGUAUAUUCACACGGACGCUCAGGUGUAAGUGAUGCUACUGCAAGUUGAAGUCCUGGAAGUAAAACCGCAGCAGAUUGGGAAUAAACGGAUAGAUCUGCGUUUUCCGUUGCAGAGCGCACUCAGUUCGUUUGGAAUACAGAGACGCAGCGUGGAAUUACUGGAGCCCUCAGUUUGUGAACUAAAGUCAAUUCGUUUUUUACCGCAUUUUAUUUUUUAGCCCAUUUUUCUUAUUUCCCUUCUUUCUUUUCUCUUCUUUGUUUGCUGUUAUGUUUGGUUAGGUUUGUUAGUCCCCCUUUUAUUCUAAUGUUAUUUAGUAUCUGCCCUUUCAGUUUUUUUAUUCUCUCAUCCUCUUAAAAUAGCUUGGGUUCGUUUUCGCGAGGGUAGAUUGUGGUGAAAGAUACUCAAUCUCAAACUGAGUCGUGUCAUGGAUGGCAAAUUGCAUUUGCAUCUACGGAACAAAUCGGGAAAUAUAGAAUAACUACUGCUGACAGAGACAAGGACAAAUGACAUAGGAUGAACACUGCUGGUCAUCUCUGUCUGUCUGUGCUGUCAUCCCUUUUUGCACUGGCCUGGGCUGUGGAGCCGCUGGGUCAGGCUGCCCCCUGCUCCUCUCUGGUGGCUGGGGUUUUAUACGGCUCCUUCUCGCUCAGGGACCUCUUUCCCAGCCCGUCGGCUCUGGCAUCCGGAUGCUCCUGGACUGUGGAGAACCCUGACCCCACCAAGUACUCGCUCUAUUUCCGCUUCAAUCGCCAUGCCGGCGCCUGUUUAGCUUUUUCCCCGCUGGUGCUGCCCCUGGACCACUACCUCUCAAACCAGACCUGUGGCCCCCCUGACCAGCCCACCUUCCCCUCGGACCCUGAAGCCGUUGAGCUCUGCAUGGUCCCAGGACCUCACACCUUCCUGCAGUUUGAUAAGAACUUUGUCCAGUUGUGCUUGACCGCUCACCCCAGCGGAGACGGCGACAGCGAAGAUGGGAUGUCCGAGGGCCAGGCCCCCUUGUCGGCGGAAACUUUGGACUUCCGGCUCGUAGAGGUUCUGCUCAUUAAUAAUGAGAAUUCGAGUCAGUUUACAUGUGGAGUGCUGUGCCGAUGGUUCGAGGAAUGCUUGCAUGUCGGCUCGGGCUGGGAAACCGAGAGCUGCAGUAUCACUCAGACGGGUUGUGUUUGUCCCAACACGGCACCUCCGGUGUCCCUGCUACCCACUGCACCCCACAACCAUUCCUUAGACCCCAGCGCGAGUGUCUUGCAAUCCCCACCCGACGACUGUUGUGUAACACAGCUGCAUUCAAAGAACGGCAUCGCUAUAGCACCGAGAGAUGUCCGGCAAGAGCCUGACGAUGAUGAGCAGAAGGUGAAGACGCAGAGGCCGCGAUCAGCUGACCAGCCGGGUGUGUUUCAGGCCCAGACAGGUGACCCGGCAGCGGAGGAGUGGUCUCAGUGGAGCGUGUGUUCGCUGACAUGUGGGCAAGGUUGGCAGGUUCGUUCUCGUUCAUGUGUAUCCUCUCCGUACGGGACCCUCUGCAGCGGCCCGCUGAGGGAAACCCGACUCUGCAACAACACUGCCACCUGCCCAGGUGAGCCGCAGCAUCAAGCAGUACAUGGGCUGUGGGAGGAGUGGUCGUCCUGGAGCCUGUGCUCAGUCACGUGUGGCCGUGGCUCUCGGACCCGGAGCAGGAUCUGUGUGCUCCCCCAGCAUGGAAGCAAGGGCUGUGGAGGGCCCGAGGUGCAAACCAAACUCUGCAAUAUAGCUGUGUGCCCCGUGGAGGGGCAGUGGUUGGACUGGGCUGCCUGGUCUCAGUGCUCUGUUUCCUGUGGCUCCGGCACUCAGCAGAGGCAGCGGCGUUGCAGCGUGUCGGUUCAUGGCUGGGCGGAGUGUAAGGGGCCGCAUGCGGAAACUCGUGAGUGCACCAACCCGUCUUGUGGGGGUGGAGGGAACUGGGGUGCUUGGAAUCACUGGAGCUUGUGCUCCAAGACCUGUGACUCCGGUUGGCAGCGUCGGUUCCGUAUGUGUGAAGGCACAGGAAUCCAGGGUUACCCUUGCGAUGGCUCUGGAGAGGAAGUGCGCUCCUGCAAUGACAAGAAGUGCCCAGCACCUCAUGAAAUAUGUAAAGAUGAGUACCAAGUAGCCAUGACGUGGAAGAGAGCCUCAGCUGGAGAGACGGUAUACAACAAGUGUCCAUCAAAUGCCACUGGAUCUGCUAGUCGUCGUUGUUUGCUGGACGCUAAUGGAGUUGCUUACUGGGGUCCUCCGAGCUUCGCCCGAUGUGUCUCACUCGAAUAUAGAUAUUUACAUUUAUCUUUGCGAGAACAUCUUGCGAAGGGUCAGAGGACCCUGGCAGGGGAGGGCAUGUCUCAGAUCGUGAGGAGUCUCCUGGAGUUAAUGUCCCGUAAGAAUUAUUAUAGCGGCGACCUCUUAUUCUCCGUGGAGAUUCUCCGAAAUGUGACGGACACCUUCAAGCGAGCAACCUACAUCCCAGCUCCUGACGACGUGCAGAAAUUCUUCCAGAUUGUCAGCUUAAUGUUGGACAUUGAAAACCUUGAGAAGUGGGAAGACGCUCACCAGGUCUCUCCGGGUUCUGUGUUACUGAUGCGAGUUGUGGAAGACUUCAUUCAUCUAAUUGGAGAAGCUCAGAAGCCGUUCCAGAGCUUUCUGGUUGUCACCAACAACCUCAUAAUUACCAUCCAGCGAGAGCCAGUUUCGGCUGUUUCCAGUGACAUCAACUUCCCCAUGAAGGGGAGGAGAGGGAUGAAAGACUGGGCACGCUCUGCAGACGACAAACUCUUCAUCCCCAAAGAAGUCUUUACCUUGUCCUCCGAUGAAUCAGACGACACACCAUAUUUCGUCAUCGGAGCCAUCCUGUACCGCACCCUCGGCUUCAUAAUGCCCCCACCAAAAGAUCCAUUCGUAAUCAGCUCAAAGAUUCUGACAGUGACGGUGCGUCCUUUACCGAGACCAACCGAGCCCUUGGUAUCAGUGGAACUUGCACCUUUGCUCAAUGGCACAACAGAUCCUCAAUGUGUUGUCUGGGACUACGGAGACCCAGAGGCUGGCGAAGAAAACUGGGACGCAGAGAGCUGCCAAACGCUCCCAUCGCCGGCAGUCUCCCACACCAAAUGUCUGUGCAGCAAGCUGUCCACCUUUGCAGUGUUAGCGCAGAAAGCUAAAGAACCGGGUAUGGGGCCCUCGAGUAUGCCGUCUGUGCCCCUCAUGGUGGGCUGUGGCAUAUCCUGUACGGCUCUACUCAUUCUGCUGCUCAUCUACGCUGCCUUCUGGAGGUACAUUCGUUCAGAGAGGUCCAUCAUUUUGGUGAACUUCUGCCUGUCCAUACUGGCCUCCAAUGUGCUUAUACUGGUGGGACAGUCCCAAACUCUUAGUAAGGGACUGUGCACUGUGACUGCUGCCUUUUUGCACUUCUUCUUUCUGGCUUCUUUCUGCUGGGUAUUGACGGAGGCGUGGCAAUCCUACCUGGCCGUGAUUGGCAAGAUGAGGUCACGCCUCAUUCGCAAGCGUUUCCUGUGCCUGGGCUGGGGUCUUCCAGCCCUUGUGGUCGCUGUAUCUGUGGGUUUCACCCGGGCUAGAGGUUAUGGCACGCCAAGUUAUUGUUGGUUGUCUCUGGAAGGGGGGCUGCUCUAUGCUUUCGUUGGUCCUGCUGCUGUCAUUGUACUGGUUAACAUGCUGAUUGGAAUAGUGGUCUUCAACAAGCUCAUGUCUAGAGAUGGCAUCUCAGACAAGUCCAAAAAGCAAAGAGCAGGUCCACCGUUGGAAGCGCGUAGCAGGCUGCUCCUGAAAUGCUCCAAGUGUGGCGUGAUCUCCAGUACCGCCAUGUCCAGCUCUACCGCCAGCAGCGCCAUGGCGUCAUUAUGGAGCUCUUGUGUGGUUCUCCCUCUGUUGGCACUCACGUGGAUGUCAGCUGUGCUGGCCAUCACAGACCGCCGAUCAACCCUCUUCCAGGUGCUCUUCGCUGUCUUUGACUCAGUCCAGGGAUUCGUCAUCAUCACCGUGCACUGUGCCAUGCGCCGAGAGGUGCAGGAUGCAGUGCGCUGCAGGAUGGGUGGCUGCAAAGACGACAGUGAAAACUCUCCGGACUCCUGCAAGAACGGCCAGGUGCAGAUCAUGACGGACUUUGAGAAAGAUGUGGACUUGGCGUGUCAAACGGAGAGAGGACACCCAUUCAUCUUUAAGGAGGUAAACACCUGUAACCCUGCUACCAUAACUGGCACACUAUCCCGCAUCUCCCUGGAUGACGAGGACGACCCCAAGUUGGCAGCUCAUCAGGAAGGCGUUAAUUUCAGCAGCCUGCCUGGGAACAUCCCACCCCCUAACCUCCUGGUGCAGGUACCUGCUUUGGGUCCCUUGAAUGAGCUAAGCGAGCAGCCACUGAAGAAGGAGGUUAAUGUGGAGCAACAAGGCCAGCAUCAGCGAUCCGGACCCAUCUACCUGUGCACCGAGAGUGGGCUGGGUUGGGCCCGACCAAACCCUUCUUCCACCCAGGAUUCAGCUGGCGGAGGUGGGGAAGGGGACUACAUGGUGUUGCCACGUCGGACAGUCAGUCUCAAGCCCUCUCCUCCAACCCGGGAAGAGGGGAAGCCCCUAAACAUUACUGUAGAUGACCCUCCCUUUCCUCCGCCCCCUUCACCUCUGACUCUGCAUCCAGCUGAGAGCGAGGCAUACCCCGCAGACUUUGCAGCUGUGGACCACAUCAGCAUGAACCUAAACCGCUCCUACGGCACGCUCAAACAGUUGCCGGCCCACACCGGGCACACGCACACCAACACCCACACCCUGCAGGUCAAGCAGAAUCGUCCCUCUGUCCGGCAGAUCCUCACCUCGGGAACGGUGGAGCGCACCAGAACCCUUCCCCGCAACCUGGGCAGCACCAACACCAGCCUCUCGGCUGGAUCUUUGGAAAGGAAAAGAGUACGGUACUCUGAGCUGGACUUUGAGAAAGUGAUGCACACUCGCAAAAGACACUCAGAGCUGUACCAUGAACUCAACCACUCCACCAAGUUCCACACCAUAGACAGGUAUAACAGGGACCCUGCCAUGUCCUCCUUCAAGAGGGAAAAGCGAUGGAGCAUUUCGUCUGCCGGAGGUGAAAAGAAUUCUUCGAGUGACAAGUCCACCACAGAUGACCAGCGAUCUUGGGACAGCUUUAAGACCAUGACCCCUGAGCAGACGUGUGGCUCCAGCGAACAUAAGGACAGAUUGGAGUUACGCAGUAAACCCUGGGACACAUCCUCCGCCAACACACCCGACACAUCCGAAGGAGACUUCCAGACUGAAGUGUGAAGAGAACACACGCCUAAAACAAACUGAGAGACAACUAAACCCUCUUACGUACUCACGCCGUCAGUGAUCUUCAGCAAGACAUGUUCUAAAGGAUUCUGUACUUGUUUACAGGUGUGAGGACAGACCAGAGAUGAAGAGUGCUCUAUUCUAUAUUUUCACACAGAGACAUUAAAUGAAAGAGUGGGGCCUGGAGAGUAUGGUAAAACAUUUUUAACGAACUGUUUCCUGUCUUGAUUUUACUCCAGAAAGGAUUCUCUUUCACCUGUUUGAUGAUUUGGGAAUUUAAAAAAUAAUAUUUCUGCACCCUUCUUUUUAUAGAGGAAUAACAAAGAAAAAAAUCAGUACUGAUGAUUCGCACACUGUUUAAUAACCCCUUAGGGUUUUUUUCCUCCUUUCUGUCUUCUCAUUCCUUGGAUGGUUCAAGUUCCGUUUCCCUUUUUCUUGUUUUGUUUUUCAGGGGAGAGGAAGUUUUGAAAGCGUUCAUUAAUAUGUGCCAUCCUCUGCAUUUUUUUCUCUGCAUCAGGCGUACUGUACUCAUAUUCUUAUUUUAGCUUUGUAUUUUUUUUUUGUCCAUUAUUCUUUUUUUUUUUUUUUUUUUUUUUCCUUUUUUUUUCUAAACUUCAGGUAUCAUUUUAUUGGGUGGAAGUAGGUCUUUAUUGUCAUACCGCUGUGUGAUUGUGUUUUAUUUAGGUUUUCCAAAAUGCUUGACAGAAAACAUUGUGCUAUACAGUAUGUGCGAUUUAAUGUCAAAUUUGCAUUCGUUCACACCAGGGAAGCAUCUUUGAUCCAUUCUACACAAAGCAACCAAAAGAAUCCACAUUCCAGUCAUGAAGAGCUUUGGUGUUCCAGAAUGUGCUUAUCCACUUCCAGCUGAGAGCGUUUCCAUUUUGAACCAACACAAAGGUCUGCUGUUAGGGAUGGUGCUAAGUUUCCCCAUUUCUUCUCCAUCUUAAAGUUGUUCUACAUUUCCGCUCUUGCAAAAAGUAGCCCUUUGUGAUGUUUUCAGUUGAAAACCAGUGAUUGAUUCGGAUUUGUUUCUGCACUCCGACUGUGGUGUUUGACAGUUGGCUUAAUGCUAAGCAGACUGCAGAGGUCAUCUUUGCCAACCCGCUCCUCUUUAUAACCAGCUAAUUAGUUGUGCUGGCUGAUGUAACUCCACAUGGAGACUCGGAAAGCAAGAAAGAGAGGGCGAACGAUGGAGAGAAAAAGGUGUGGUAAUUAUCUUGGGGGAAUAACGAUUUGUCCUGACAUUUUCUUACUUGGCGCGAAUUUCAUCUGCUCAAAGAUCCCUGAAGUCAGCAUAUCAUAUAGGGACAGAUGGCAAGACUAGAGCAUGCCAUUUCAACCUUUGCAAGUAAUCUGCACUAAUGGGGAACAUGGGCUGCCUUGUCCCCAUGAAAUAUCUCCAAUCCACCACAGCAAUUAAAACUAGUUUUUCAUCUCCCUUCUCACAGUCAAGAAAGGCUGAAUAUUACUCUCAUAUUUGGGAUAUAUGAGCAAUAUCACAUGAGCCAGAUUGCUGUUUGGCAAAAGAUGGUCACAGUUGUGCUGAUAUUCAGUACUGUAGAGUGAUUGUGAUAUUGCUUUUAACAGUUCAAUAAACAAGAAGUUAAUAUUGCGUAACAUUAGUUUCUGACUAAAUUUGACCAGUUUGUUUGCAAAUUUUUCCACCAAUGAAAAUAGUUCCUAAAGAAGCCAAAGCAUCAAGGUUAUGUGUUGAAAAAGGUGAAAAGUUCAAAUGUGGUUGGACUGUAUCGCUGCGUCUAAAAUUGAACUAUAAAGUAUGUGAAAAACAGUAGAUUCUGAAGUGCGCAUUUAAUGGGCACUUUACUGUCCCAUGAUUGCCACGGGAGAGGAUUUAUGAAUGGCAGUAGAGCAACACAGCUGACACUGGUAGGUCACAUGACAGUAACAAUAUAGUGGAUGUAGUACAUCCAAAUUUCAUUCAUACUACCCAUAAUCAUACUUGAAUUUGAAGUAAAUUCAAAUGUAGUACCUACUUAGUAUGCGAUUUCAGACGCAGCGUAUAUUAGCACCGGCCAAUUAAAUUAGAUUUUUUAAAUGUUUGGAAUUUAGACAAAAUCUUUGGUGAAAGGAAGUAAGUUCAUUUAUCUUUCUGUGCUGAGAAAAGCGAUUUAUAGCCUUGUUUUGAAAGAUCAGUAUGACAAACCAAACAGGUGAGUCAGUUAUUUUAGCUCUGCGAGUUGUUCUCUUCACAACCACGCAGCUGUACACAAACCCUGCUUCAUUUACAGUGCCUGUUUUGUUUUUGUUGCUAUUUUGUCUGAUGCAGUCGUCGACCGUUUCAACAUUCUGUCAUUCCACUCUAAUUCUGUCUCUGUAUAUGAGUGUUGGGUUUUUUCAUAGACGUUUACAGAGCCCUACUUAUUGAAGCUGGAGAAUUACACCCCAAAAUCCUACUUAAACUAACUAUGUUUUGAACAGAUUUAUGUUUUACUCUUAAAAAAAAAAAAAAAAAACUUGAGAAUGGCCUUACAGUCACAUAAAAUUUAUGAGAUGUAUUUUUGUGAGGAGGAUGAUCGUCGGAAAAUGAAUGGUGAACAGCUGAGUGUGGACGCAUUGAAGAAUGAAUAUGUUUUCUUGGACUUCCUGAUAUGCAGGAUGUUUUCUUCAUGGCUUGACAUGUUUGAAACGUUUGGAUCCUCCCCUUGCCAGCACACACAAUCCCAUUGGCUAAAGAAGAUUGCUAUCACAGAGAAUCCUCCUUGCACCAUUUAAGUUUUUUAUACAUAAGAUUGUACAAAGUAGUCCUCUACUGUUUUCAUAGAGUGUCUUUUUAUAUGAAAAUAAAUUUUCAAACUGGUGAA